Messenger RNA from Esox lucius (northern pike), 1129 nucleotides. Its product is annotated as zona pellucida sperm-binding protein 3. The coding region runs from base 43 to 1014 and encodes 323 amino acids. Gene Ontology annotation, biological process: egg coat formation; positive regulation of acrosome reaction; binding of sperm to zona pellucida. Lineage: Eukaryota; Metazoa; Chordata; Actinopteri; Esociformes; Esocidae. Gene Ontology annotation, molecular function: acrosin binding. The transcript has 10 exons. The record is from RefSeq and is a predicted model, not a curated record. Gene Ontology annotation, cellular component: extracellular matrix.
AGUUGGCAGGUAUAGGGCCUAUAAAAACGUCUCUCCCUCUGAAUGGUGACAUUUAGUCAGGAAAUGGCUUUCUUUUUGUUUAGUGUAAUUGGCCUUGGCCUGGCUGUUGCAGCACAGGAAGAUAUAAAGGUAGAAUGUGGUCCUGAUUCAGUCACGCUGAGAUGGAGGGCACUUCGGGCACAGAUAGACCCCUCACUUCUCCUGCUGGGAGACUGUUCUCCUAACAGCAUGUCUUCUGGGGAGGCCAUGUUUCAAGUGGAACUUGGUGACUGUAACUUCAAAAGAAUGGUGACUGGGGAUACACUGAUGUACAUGAAUGAGUUAACUUUUACAUCGGCACCCAAACCUCAUGUUAAAACUUUCUCUUACCCAGUUGUUUGUGCAUAUGAAAGACCUGCAGACUGGGAGCCUCCCAUGUUUGAGCCAGUGUUGUUCCAUACAUUUGGUCGAGGAGAUCUAGUCUUCCAAAUGGAACUUAAGAAGGAUGACCUCUCUGGACCACAUUUGUCCAGGGAAUAUCCCUUGGGAUCAUUCAUCCACAUUUCUGCAGCAGUGGAGCAGAAGGUCCAUCAGCCCUUGGCUCUGUUCUUAGAAGAGUGUGUGGCAACUACAACACCAGAGCUAGGGUCUGAGGGCCUGGUGCACCCAAUCAUCACCAACAAUGGAUGCCUUGUGGACAGCAAGACUUCAAACUCAAAGUUUCAACCAAGACAAGAAACUUCAGAACUCAGUCUUUUUCUACAAGCUUUCAAGUUUGCCAUUGGAGAGGAAGUCUAUAUUCACUGUAAACUUUUGGCCUGGGACCCCACUGCCAUUGACACCAGCAAGAAGGCCUGCCACUAUGUGAAAGGGCAUGGUUGGGAGCUUCUUGAUGACCCCUACCAUAGUACAGUCUGUGACUGCUGUGACUUCAGUUGCAAGUCCCGUACAAAAAGGGGAAUUGAAACAGGGAUGCUACAAAUGCAGAAUGCUGUCCUUGGACCCCUCAUAAUCACAAACAAUUCACCAUCCUAAAGAUUGACCAGGUAUGAACCUGAGCCAUACUGAGCUACACAGCCAACUACCCAUUCAUCCCUGAUUCUGGAACAGCGACAGUUCACUUUCUCUGAAAUAAACAUUCAAUACUUUA